UUUUGUUUACCACGGGAAGAGUCUUUCCUCGUGUAUUUAAAUCGUAUUUUCGGGUAUUUGCGGUAAUUAAUCGGGAUAUUAUUGGAAUUAAAUAAUAAUUAGAAGUGGAAAAUUUCACGAUAUCAUCAAUCUAAAAUCUGAUUGAACCUUUUAUCAUCAGAACAUUUUCUUCUGCAUCUUAUCUAAAUCAUUAGAACAUAAAUCAAGAGAAUCAACAAGUGUCAGUUCGUACAUCGAACACCAAAACCACUUUUUAACAUCACAUAACCAACCCACCCACAGCUAGUGGUGUGGCUGACGAAUAAAAUCAUAAAACUAAAACGAACGACAAUGACAAUGACGAUGCCAAAUGCCAAACAUAUUUUAAUGCUUCUCGCAUUUAUGAUAGCUGUGAAUGUGCCAAUUCUAGUCAACUGUGCGCCCUCAAAUAGUGAAAAGGACAUGAAAGGACCAGUCUUUAUUAAGGAACCUGAUAAUCGCAUUGACUUUUCGAACUCGACUGGAUCUGUUGUUGAAUGUCGCGCUAAUGGAAUUCCACCACCGGAAAUUAUUUGGGUUCGGAGCGAUGGCACGGCUGUUGGUGAUGUUCCUGGAUUGAGACAGGUCCUACCAAACGGCAACCUCGUCUUUCCACCAUUCCGCGCUGAAGACUACCGUCAAGAAGUUCAUGCUCAAGUCUACGCUUGUCUCGCUAAAAAUCAAGUUGGAUCAAUCAUCUCACGCGAUGUUCACGUUCGUGCUGUCGUCAACCAACACUACGAUCCAGCAUUACUGCCAACAGAAUAUGUCAUGAGAGGCAACUCAGCCGUACUUAAAUGUUCAAUUCCAAGCUUCGUUGCUGAUUUUGUGUCAGUCACAGCUUGGAUUGAUGAUGAGGGACAUGAAAUUGUGCCAGUUGAUGACUUUGAUGGAAGUUAGUCGCUUUAGGUUUUGAAUUAUUAUGAUUAAGUGCGCUAUGCAGCUAUAGAAGCUAUUUAUAUCUUGAAGAUGAAGUGGGAUGUGAUUCGAUUAGUUUUGAGGAUCAUUUGAAUCUUGGGUUGAAGCUAUAAUGCCUUACUAGCGUCACUAAGUGACCGUACUAAACUUAUAUCUAGGCUAUGUGUCCACAAUAUCUCACAAUCUACCCUAAACCUUUCCAGUCGUCAAUCAAUUCUACGAUCCUGAAAUUCUCGGUAAAGAAUACAUAAUGCGUGGCAAUGCAGCCAUUCUUAAAUGCACAAUUCCAAGCUUUGUAGCUGAUUUUGUGUCAGUCACAGCUUGGAUUGAUGAUGAGGGACAUGAAAUUGUGCCAGUUGAUGACUUUGAUGGAAGUUAGUCGCUUUAGGUUUUGAAUUAUUAUGAUUAAGUGCGCUAUGCAGCUAUAGAAGCUAUUUAUAUCUUGAAGAUGAAGUGGGAUGUGAUUCGAUUAGUUUUGAGGAUCAUUUGAAUCUUGGGUUGAAGCUUUAAUGCCUUACUAGCGUCACUAAGUGACCGUACUAAACUUAUAUCUAGGCUAUGUGUCCACAAUAUCUCACAAUCUACCCUAAACCUUUCCAGUCGUCAAUCAAUUCUACGAUCCUGAAAUUCUCGGUAAAGAAUACAUAAUGCGUGGCAAUGCAGCCAUUCUUAAAUGCACAAUUCCAAGCUUUGUAGCUGACUUUGUGUCUGUAGUAGCUUGGAUUGAUGAUGAAGGUCUGGAAUAUACACCAGCGCCUGAGGGGACAUUUGAUUCGGACGGAAAAUACCUCGUGCUUCCAUCUGGCGAACUUCACAUCAGAGAUGUUGGUCCUGAAGACGGCUACAAGAGCUACCAAUGCAGAACAAAACAUAGAUUGACUGGAGAAACAAGACUGAGUGCUACUAAAGGACGUUUAGUCAUCACUGAGCCAAUCUCCUCAACACCGCCCAGAAUGUCGAACAAAGACACUCGUCAAGUCUUCAUUUAUGUUGACGAAAGUUUCUCACUUUUAUGUCCAGCUCAAGGCUUUCCAGCACCGGGAUUUAGAUGGUACAAAUUUAUCGAAGGAUCUCAACGAAAAUCACCAGUUCCACUCGGCGACAGAAUCAAGCAAGUCUCAGGCACUUUAAUCAUCAAAAAUGCAGUCGUUGAAGACUCUGGCAAAUACUUGUGUGUCGUCAACAAUUCAGUCGGUGGAGAAAGUGUCGAAACAGUCUUAACAGUUACAGCACCAUUGUCAGCAGAGAUUGAACCAAAAGUACAGACAAUUGACUUCGGAAGACCAGCAUUAUUCACAUGCAGAUUCUCAGGAAAUCCAAUCAAGACAAUGAGAUGGAUGAAGGAUGGAAAGUUUAUUGAUCAUACUGAUGCUAUUUUGAGAAUUGAGGCUGUAAAGAAGGAAGACAAGGGAAGUUAUCAGUGCGUUAUUAAGAAUGAUCAGGAAAGUGCACAAGCUACUGCUGAAUUGAAACUUGGAGGACGAUUCGACCCACCAAUCAUCCGUCAAUCCUUUAACGAAGAGAUUCUCCAUCCAAGCACACCAGUCUUUAUCAAAUGUAUCGCCGGCGGUAAUCCAACACCAGAAAUCUCAUGGGAACUUGAUGGCAAGAAAAUCUCAAAUUCUGAACGAUUCCAAGUCGGUCAAUAUGUAACAGUCAAUGGCGAUGUCGUCUCAUACUUAAACAUCACAACAGUUCAAACCAAAGAUGGCGGUCUGUACAAAUGCGUUGCAGCAUCAAAAGUCGGAGUUGUUGAGCACAAAGCACGCUUAAAUGUUCAUGGUUUGCCAUGGGUGAAGCCAAUGGAAAAGAAGUCGAUUGUAUCAGGAGAAACUUUGGUUGUCAACUGUCCAGUUGCUGGAUAUCCAAUUGAAUCAAUUGUUUGGGAGCGUGAAAAUCGAGUCUUGCCAAUCAACAGAAAGCAAAAGGUCUUCCCUAAUGGAACUUUGAUCAUUGAGAAUGUUGAGAGGAAUUCAGAUCAGGCAACUUACACUUGCGUCGCUAAGGCUGCUGAUGGAUAUGCUGCUAGAGGAACACUUGAAGUUGAAAUUAUGGUCCUUCCCCAAAUCACACCAAUUUCAUUUGGCGAGGACGAAGUGAAUCUCGACGAAGCUGUCGCUGCUACUUGCAUAAUCAUGAAAGGCGACUCGCCAAUUUCAAUUUGGUGGACAUUGCGUGAUGAUUUUGACAAUUAUGAGAGAAAUUUGAGCACUAAUGAUGGUGUUGUGAUUACUAGAAAUAAUCAAAAGGUCUCGUUGUUGACCAUUGAAGCUGUUAAAGCCAGACAUAGAGGAAAUUACACUUGUUAUGCUCAAAAUAAAGCUGGAAUUGCUCAAUUUAGUGCAUUUUUGGCUGUCCACGUUCCACCAAGGUGGAUUCUUGAACCAACUGACAAAGCUUUCGCACAAGGAUCAAAUGCUAAAGUUGAAUGUAAAGCUGACGGAUCACCACUUCCAUCAAUUCACUGGAAAAUGGCUGUUGGUGACAAACCCGGCGACUAUAAAGACCUUCGCACAAAUGACUCAUCAGUUCGUGUAGAAAAUGGCAACUUGAUCAUCGAGAACAUCCAAAAGACAAAUGAAGGUUACUACCUCUGUGAAGCUACAAACAAUAUCGGAUCAGGUCUCUCAGCAGUCAUCUACGUCAAUGUCCAAGCACCACCAGAAUUCUCAGAUAAACUUCGUAACCAAACAGCACGUCGCGGUGAACCAGCCGUUCUUCAAUGUGAAGCUAAAGGCGAGAAGCCAAUUGGAAUUUUAUGGAACAUGAACAACAUCCGAUUGGACUCAAAAUCAGACCCAAGAUUCACAAUUCGUGAAGAAAUCUUACCGAAUGGAGUUAUGUCAAGUUUGUCAAUUAAGAGAACUGAAAGAACUGACACAGCACUUUUUACAUGCGUUGCUACAAAUGCUUUCGGAAGUGACGACACCAGCAUCAACAUGAUGAUUCAAGAAAGUCCAGAAAUGCCAUACGGGAUGAAGGUUCUCGACAAAUCAGGCAGAACAAUCCAAUUAAGCUGGAAUAAGCCAUACGAUGGAAAUUCACCAUUAAAGCGCUACAUUAUUGAAUUUAAGAAGUCACGCGGCACAUGGGACAGCGACAUUGAUCGAGUUAUCGUACCUGGAGACACAACAGAAGCACAAGUCCAGAAACUCGCACCAGCAACAACUUACAACUUCAGAAUCGUAGCUGAAAAUGACAUUGGAACUUCUGAAUCAUCAGAUGUUGUCACAAUUAUCACAGCUGAGGAAGCACCAUCAGGCAAGCCACAAAACAUUGUAAUUGAGCCAUUCAGUCAGACAACAUUGAAAGUUCACUGGAAGCCACCACUAAGAGGUGACUGGAAUGGAGACAUUUUGGGAUAUUAUGUUGGAUAUAAGCUCACAUCAUCAAAUACUUCAUACAUAUACGAGACUGUCAAUUAUAUGGCUGAAAAUGGAGAAAAUAAGGAACACACUUUGGACAUUACAAACUUAAAGACAUACACACAAUAUUCAGUUGUUAUUCAGGCAUUUAACAAAGUCGGAGCUGGUCCAAUUAGCGAUGAAGAGAAGCAAUACACAGCAGAAGGUACACCAGACCAACCACCAAGUGACACAGCAUGUACUACAUUGACAUCACAGACAAUUCGCGUUUCAUGGGUUUCACCACCACUUGAAUCAGCUAAUGGUGUUAUUAAGGGAUAUAAAGUUGUAUAUGCUCCAUCUGAUAUGUGGUAUGAUGAGAAGAGCAAGGACUACAAGAAGACAUCAAGUUCAGACACUGUUUUACAUGGAUUGAAGAAAUAUACAAAUUAUACUAUUCAGGUUUUGGCUAUGACAUCAGGAGGUGAUGGUGUAAGAAGCAUUGCAAUCCACUGUCAAACCGACCAAGACACACCCGAAGCCCCAACAGCAGUCAAAGCUCUCAUCAUGUCCAGCGAUGCAAUCCUCGUUUCAUGGCGUCCACCAGCAUUCCCAAAUGGAAUCAUCACAAAAUACAAAGUCUAUGUCAAGAACAGCGCUGAAAAGGAAAACAAAGAAUUUGAAAUCCCAGCAAAUCAAAUGAGCUAUGAAGCAGCCGGACUUACAGUUGACCAGCAAUACGAAUUCUGGGUUUCAGCAAUUACACAAAUCGGAGAAGGUCAAGUAUCGGAAAGAAUCUCAUCAACACCAAAUGACAAAGUUCCAGCUAAGAUAGCAUCAUUCGAUGACACAUUUACGGCUACUUUUAAGGAAGACAUUAAGCUACCAUGUUUGGCUGUCGGCGCACCAACACCUGAUAUUACAUGGAAGAUUAAGGGCGGUGAGUUCCAGGCUAGUGACAGAAUCAGACAAUUGCCAGAGGGAAGCUUGUACAUUAAGGAAGUUAUAAGACAAGAUGCUGGAGAAUAUACAUGCACAGCUGAAAACUCAAUUGCUAAGGACUCGAUCACACACAAGUUAGUAAUUUUGGCUCCACCACAAGCACCACAAGUAAUUGUCGGCGCAACCACAACCGAUUCAAUCACAGUCAAGCUGAAGAAACAAGAAACUGACAACGCACCAAUGCACGGCUUUACACUUCACUACAAACCAGAAUUUGGCGAAUGGGAAACUGCUGAUGUCUCAACGGAAGCUCAGAAAUACUCUAUCGAAAAUUUGUAUUGUGGAUCACGUUAUCAAGUCUAUGCAACAGCUUACAACUCCAUUGGUGCUGGUGAACAGUCUGAUAUCUUGAAUUUGAGAACUAAAGGAUCAAAACCAAUUUUGCCAGAAAAAUCAAGAUUCAUUGAAGUUUCAUCAAGCUCAGUUACAUUAAUCUUGCCAGCAUGGAAGGACGGUGGAUGCAGAAUGUCACACUUUGUUGUCGAACACCGAAAGAAGGAUCAAACCGAAUGGAACCAAAUCUCAAACAAUGUCAAGCCAGGUGGAAACUUUGUUGUCCUCGACUUAGAGCCUGCAUCAUGGUACAUGCUUAGAGUCACAGCACACAACAAUGCCGGUUUUACAGUAGCUGAAUAUGAAUUUGCAACAUUGACUGUCAACGGAGGGACAAUUGCACCGUCAAACGGAAUUCCACAACUUACUGCCGAGGAUGCAGUUCGUCUCAUCGUGGCUAAUUUGAAUCUCGUUGUGCCAGUUGUUGCAGCUAUUCUUGUCAUUAUCAUUGCCAUAAUUGUGAUUUGUAUUUUACGUAGCAAGGGUCAUCACUCUAAAGACGAUGUAGUCUACAACCAAGCACUUGGACCAGGUGGCGGAGCUACAUUAGACAAAAGACGUGAUAUUCGUGAUGAACUUGGAUAUAUUGCUCCACCAAAUCGUAAACUUCCUCCAGUUCCAGGAACAUCAUAUAAUACAUGCGACAGAAUGAAACGUGCAACAGUGCUAAAAGGUCGAAAUGGAACCAAUAACUUUUGCACAUGGGACUCACGACGUCCAAUUUAUGAAGAACUUAAAGAAAAUGGAUCACCUCCUCCACUUCCACCAUCCAGAACUUUACGUCCUGCAGAAUAUUUUGCACAUGGUCAUUCUCAUAAAGGUGUCGACGAUGAGAUCUGCCCAUACGCAACAUUCCAUUUGCUCGGAUUCCGUGAAGAAAUGGACCCAACAAAGGCACUCAACUUCCAGACAUUCCCACACCAAAACGGACAACACAUUGGUACAAUGGGACCUAAUGGACCGAUCCCAAUGCCUGGUCAUAUGCAUUCGCGCGCUGGUAGUCAGUCUAUGCCACGAGCCAAUCGUUACGCCCGCAAGAACUCACAAGGUGGACAGAGCUCAAUCUACUCACCAGCACCCGAAUAUGACGAUCCAGCAAACUACGCACCAGAAGAAGAUCAAUAUCGUCGAUGCAAUCCUUAUAAUAACUCUGUAAGCUACUGUGGACCAGAAUAUGAUGAUCCAGCAAAUUGUGCGCCAGAAGAAGAUCAAUACGGAUCACAAUACGGUGGACCUUAUGGAAAUCCCUACGAUCCAUAUGAUUCACGUGGAUCUAUUGGACGUAGAAGUCAGGGAUCAAUUAAGAAUUCAUCACCUGAACCACCACCUCCACCACCACCAAGAAACCAUGAGACUAGUAAUUCAUCAUUUAAUGAUUCCAAAGAGAGCAAUGAAAUUUCUGAGGCUGAAUGCGACCGUGAUAAUGGUCCACGUGGUAAUUAUGGUGAAACCAAGUCAGUCCCCGUCUCACCAGGACCAAAUCAAAAAAUGCCACUUCCACCUCAAAUGACUCAACAACAGCUCCAGCAAAAUCCAAAUCAACCACCACCACCACCCGGUCAGGAGCCUCAAAUCCUCUGGCAAUGCAACUUGUAAAUGAGUCAGCAUAAAGCUCAGUAGAAUUUUUUCAGCCAAAAAUAAAAAAAAAAAUUAAAAAUUUUUCCUCUUCAGCUUCUUUUUUAUAUAAGUGAGAAAAAAAAACGUUAAAAGUAAAUGUAAAGUUUUGAAAAUUUUCCAUAUGAUAAUCACAAUUACAUAACCUAUAAAUAUACAUAAACAAUAUACGGAUUCACAUUGCACCCAGUCUAGUGCGAAAGGAAUAGAAAUUUUGAAGUGAAAGGUUGACGGAGUAAGACUAGAAAUGCAUCUGCAGUAAUUCUCUAAUGAUAUUAUGAAUGAUUAUUAUACACCGACAUACAUACAGUACAUUCUACUCUUUUUAUAUUUAAAAUUAACAAAUUCAUACAUCUAUAGAUAAUCCUUUGUAAUUUAAUACAAUGACUAAUCACAUAAGCUUUCCUAGUAGAUUCAAUAAUGUCUGCAAAAACUGCUAAUUUUUCAUGGUUGCUGUUGUUUUGGUCAAUUUUAGAGAAUAAUGUUGGAUUUUUUUUUUGAGGUUAGGUUGAUUAUCUUGAGAGUAAGUUUUAAAACUUUUCGAGGUUAGCACUUAGAAUUUUGAGGUUAUCUUCAAAAAUUUUGAGGUUAGCUUUUUACUUUCGAGGUUAGCUUUUAGAAUUUUUAAGGAUAUCUUUUCAAAUCUUGGAUUAUCAUUCCAAAUUUUGAAAUUAUCUUAAUCCGAAGUUCCCUCUAACCUCAAAAAUCUAACCAAAAUUUCGUCAAAAAUUUCCAAAACACAAAUCCAGCUCAAAACGUAUUUUAAAUUGCAUUGCAGCUUUGCAAAAUUCCUUAGUUUUUCAUACUCAACAAUAAUAUUCAUAAUUAAUAAGACGAAAAAAAACAUUAAACAAAAUGCAAAACUACUAAAAACAUAAAGUUGCAAUUAAAACGUUAUCUAAUGAUUGAAAAUAGACACUAAUUUUGACUAAAACUAAAAUAUUAUUAACUAUUUAAAAUACACAAAUUUAUCUAUAUUCACAUGCUAACAUGUCUUAUCAAUCAGAUCGGAAACUAGGUUAAAUAUGAAGAAUGAGAAUUUGUUGGCUACAAUUGGAUGAAAUUUGACAAACUUAAGCGCAAAAUUUAUUUUAAUACGAAAUUUUAAACAAAAAUUAGGUUAUGCUAUUCAAUUUUGAGAUUAUCAUCUGAAAUUUUGAGGUUAUCUUUUGAAAUUUUGAGGUUAUCUUCUGAAAUUUUAAGGUUAUCUUCUAAAAAUUUGAGGUUAUCUUCAGAAAUUUUGAGGUUAUCUCUUGAAAUUUUAAGGUUAUCUUCUAAAAAUUUGAGGUUAUCUUCAGAAAUUUUGGGGUUGUCUUCUGAAAUUUUGAAGUUAUCUUCUGAAAUUUUGAGGUUAUCUCUUGAAAUUUUAAGGUUAUCUUCCGAAAUUUUGAGGUUAUCUUCUGAAAUUUUAAGGUUAUCUUCUAAAAAUUUGAGGUUAUCUUCAGAAAUUUUGAGGUUAUCUUCUGAAAUUUUGGGGUUGUCUUCUGAAAUUUUGAGGUUAUCUUCUGAAAUUUCGAGGUUAUCUUCUGAAAUUUUGAGGUUAUCUUCUGAAAUUUUAAGGUAAAUUUUGAACUUUCAGAUUGAUUUUCACAAAAUUCCACAGAAAGAAAAUUCAAUCCGACGCUUUUUAUUCUUCCAUUUUUAAACCUUCAAAAUUUAAAAAAAUAUUUAAAAUUCAGCUAAAUGUGUCAACACGUGUCACUUCAAAAUUUACCAAUAACAUUUUUGUAAUUUGAGAGAAAAAAAAAUUGAACAAGAGGAAAAAUGAGUCAGAAAAUUGCAUUUAAGUGAAUGUCAAAAAAAUGAAGGAAAAAAAAUAAAUUAUAAAAUUGUAACUUUUUAGAUAUUAAGACUUAUGAAAACUGAAGAAAAUGAUAUGAAAAUGGAAUCUGCUAGGAAUUAAGAUACGAAAAAAUUAUUGCGAGUAUUUAAGACGAAUUUUUUAAUUUUUAAAGUCUUUUGUUAUUGAUUUUUGCGACUUUUGAUCAAAAAAUGAUCAAAUGAUUUUUUAAGUUGGAAAUUUUCAAUUUUUUGAUAGAAAUUGAUGACUAAGAAGUGAACUUACAUCACAAAAUGAAUCAAUUUAGUCAAAAAAUUGACAUUUUUUAAAAUAUUUUUGAAGCUUGAUUUUUAAAGUAAACAUAUUUAUAACUAGUCGAUGCUUUAACACAUUUUAGAAGCUGCUCAGUUGGGAUGGAAGAUUUAUUUUGGGGUUUUUGGGGUUAUGCUCACUUUUUUGAGGUUAUGAUGUUUAAAUUCUGAGGUUAAGAGCUCGAAUUUUGAGUUUAUGAGCUGAAAUUUUGAGGUUAAAAGCUCGAAUUUGGAGUAUCUAUUUUUGAAUUUUAGGAUAACUUCCCUAAUUUUGAGGUUACCCUCCAAAAAUCUCAAAUUUUUCUCAAAACUCAUCCCAACCAAAUUUUUUAUACAACCCAAAAAAUUAACUUUUUUACUUCGAGCUUCUUUGACAUUUUAAUUUUGCUGAUAAUAAGUUAAGUAGAAAUUAAAGAAAAAUGAAAUUGAACUAAUUAAUUAGUUAAGGAAUGCCAUAUAUAAAAAAUUGUAGAAUUAUGCAAAAAGACUAACGAACGAAAGAUGAAAAAUGGGAAAAGUUUUGUGAACUUGUGUAUGGUUGGUGAUUUAUUUUAUUUUUAAAUUUAUUGAGAAAAGUUUUAUUUUAAUUUGCGAUUUAUUUGCUUAAACUUACAAUUUUUGCUCUAUAAAAUGAUGAAAAUUGAAGACAAUUUAUGAUCUUGCAGGACAAAUUGGAAAAUAUUUUUCUUUUGAAAAUUGAUUUAACUUUCUUUAAUUUCACUGAGAGUUUUCCUUAAAUUUGCUUUGUCUUCCCACAAUUUACACCAGAAAAUAAAUCAUUUUGACUUCCUAAUGAAUAUUUAACCCAUAACAUUAAAAUUGUGAUCAAAUUUAAUUUUAAGGAUUUAUUUUUAAACAUUUUAAUUUUGUUUUUUUAACUUUUCUACUUACGUUUACAUUUAAUUUAUAAUUUUUUAGUUUACUACAUAUCAUUUAUUUUCACAUUUUUGAAAUU
Molecule: messenger RNA, 10275 nt
Organism: Chironomus riparius
Lineage: Eukaryota; Metazoa; Arthropoda; Insecta; Diptera; Chironomidae
Source: the annotation of a GenBank genome assembly